Molecule: messenger RNA, 1427 nt
Organism: Alternaria rosae
Lineage: Eukaryota; Fungi; Ascomycota; Dothideomycetes; Pleosporales; Pleosporaceae
Exons: 1
Coding region: 65-1207 (380 amino acids)
Biological process (GO): maturation of 5.8S rRNA; regulation of gene expression
Cellular component (GO): exosome (RNase complex); nucleolus
Molecular function (GO): RNA binding; DNA binding
Source: RefSeq, a predicted model, not a curated record
UUAGCGCUCGGCCCGCUACUUUUCUUUGGCGUGCGCAUGCGACCGCUUGACCUCCAUCACCACCAUGGACCCGCAGACAGACCUCCCCGACCUUGUCGAGGACCUCGAAGUCAACAUCGAUGAGCUCACCGCCGCGCUCGACCCUCUGCUGGCCGCGCCUCUCCACUCGACCGCGUCCUCUCUGCCGCUCCUAGACAAGGCAGAGUUCUACUGCAUGUCCGCAUACGCCAUCGAAGCUGUUCUGUUCUCCGUGCUCAAGGCUUCGGGCGUCAAUGCCAUGGAACACGAUGUCUUUAAGGAAAUUGCCCGACUCAAGCAGUACAACAGCAAGAUCAAGCACAUCAAGGACCGGGGCGUCAUGGGCAGCGCCGAGGGCAGAGCGCGACUAGACCUAGGCGCUGCGCAACGCUUCAUCAAGCACGGCCUGGCUGGUAACGACAGGUACGACUUGGAGAGGCAGGAGCGCAUGGCCAAAGAGAAAGCCCGCGCGCACCUCAAGGCUCAAAACAUCAACAAGAAAUUCGACUCUGACGGCAACGCCAUCGAGUCUAAUGACGCCACGCCCAACAAGAGGGCUGUCGAUGAGGUCGAUGCUCAGGAGGACUAUUCGGAUAGCCAGGUUCUGCAAGGCUCCGAGGAAGCAGAGCCGGCUCCCAAGAAAGCUCGCGUCGACGCACCCGAUGCCAUGGACAUUGACUCUUCAUCCGCGUCGUCAGGUCACAACACCUCGAAAAAGCCGAAGAAGGAAACAAAGGCUAAGAAGGCCAAGACAAACCAGGAAGCCGCUCAGAGUGUAGAAAGCACCCAUACUGACACUGAUAACAACGGGGACGAAAUGCCCCAGCUUUCCACCGCAGCUGUCGAAUCGCAACAAGAACCCGUGCCAAAUACCGAUACACCGCAACCCAAAAAGCGCGGUCGCCCCGCAAAAGGAGACAACAAGACAACAAAGACCAGGCAGGACCUAGACACACCCAGCCUUGCAACACCCUCAAGAGCAGAGGAGCGCGUAACGAGGACGAGGAACAAGAGGCUUUCGACGCAAAACUCACAGGAAGACGAGGCUGUAGUGCCGACCCCAGGUCGCGCGCCCAAGACGCGGAGUGAGACAUUUAAUGCUCUUCUCGAUGGCUCGUUGAACGAAAAGCAGAAGAAAGGGACUGGUGGUAAAGGAAAAAAGAAGGGGGGGAAGGGAAAAGCCAAGUGAUUUUGUGGCGAUGGGUUUUCACCGAGUCCAUUGGACUGUGCGACAUAUCUCGAAACCUACGAAUAUCUUAAUUCGCUCCAGACAUACGGCGAACGAGUGGUCGCAGUAUGCAGGGUCAAGUUUGUGCAAAAAGUAAUGAUACCCCCCAAUCAAGAUUCUUAUAUUGUCAACACCAUUGCACUGAGUACAUAUAAAUGAAAUGAGUGCACUGACGAGAAAA